AUGUCGCCAGCAGCUGGUCAACGCCUGCGCCUUCGAACGAUCGCAACACACUUCAUUACUCCGCCUUCGUCCGCAACCCCUGAAAUGGUCGUGUGCGAGAAGAACGCAAGGCACAACGAGAUUGGCGUCCAGCAGGUCUCGGCGCAUGUUCAUUCGCAGCUCUUUCCAACGACAAGGUCUGCAAAACCUGAUGAACAGCUGAUCGCAUUAUCGCGACAGCACCUUUCGCGACACGAACUACUGGGAAAGACAAGCGACGGUUCAGAGCCUAUCGGCUUUGACCUUCCGCGGCUGCAUGGAGCCUCGCUGGACGAGCACUUCUAUAAGCUAGGAAUGGACAGUGCUGAGCCUUAUCUCAGUCUGGCCAGGAAAUACGCGAGAGCCUCGCCUCCUGCCAGACCUCGUCGAUGGGUGCAGAGGAGCGGAUGGACUAAGUACUACGCGGAUGGCAGCUCCGAAGCUGUAGACUAUCCACAUGAGGAGGUAUUGACAUUCGACACUGAAGUCAUGUGGCAUGAGACUAGUUUUCCUGCAAUGGCUUGUGCCGUAUCUGCAACUCGUUGGUAUGCGUGGUUGUCACCGUGGCUACUGGGAGAGAGUCAGAGUGAUCGACACUUGAUUCCAUUUGGUCCUCGCGACAAGUCUCGAAUCGUCGUCGGACACAAUAUUGGAUAUGAUAGAGCCCGUGUGCUGGAAGAGUACAACUUGGAACAAUCGCGAAACUUUUUCGUGGACACGAUGAGCUUACACGUUGCCGUAAAUGGCAUGUGCAGCAGACAGAGGCCGACGUGGAACAAGCAUAGGAAACAGCGGGAUUUGCAAGAUAAAAUCGCUGCUGCUGACGAGAGUGCCGAUCUGGCGUCACUGCUCGAAUCUGGAAAGGCUACUUUCGACGAAGAGGCGGACCUAUGGGUCGGGCGAGCUUCAGUCAACAGCCUGCGGGACGUUGCCAAAUUCCAUUGUGGAAUCACGAUUGAUAAGGCCAGACGAGAGUGGUUUGGCGAACUUGACCGCGACGGUGUUGUUGAGAAGCUGGAAGAACUGCUUGACUACUGCGCAGCCGACGUCGAGAUCACACACAAAGUGUACAAAAAGGUUCUUCCACUAUUUCUUGAGACUUGCCCCCAUCCGGUUUCGUUCGCUGCACUUCGGCAUCUAUCGAACGAGAUCCUGCCUGUCAACAAGGGAUGGGACGCGUACAUUGCGAACGCAGAGGCGACGUACCACAAACUAUCUUCCGCCGUUCAAGAAAGGCUCGUUGGGUUGACGGAGAAAGCUUUGGAAGUGAAAGAGCAGCCUGAGGUUUACCGGAACGAUCCCUGGCUUUCACAGCUUGACUGGAGUGGCCAAGAAAUCAAGAUGGUCAAGGGCAAGAAGAAGGGAGAUCCUCUGAGACCGGCUGCGCGACAGAAGAAGCCAGGCAUGCCGCAGUGGUACAAAGAUUUGUUCACUUCCAACGAUGCUGACAUCAAUCUCUCUGUUCGCACGCGAAUGGCUCCGAUAUUGCUCAAAAUGGCGUGGGAUGGCCACCCACUCAUAUGGUCCGACAAAUACGGCUGGUCGUUCAGGGUGUCUCACUCUGAAGCUCAGAAAUACCGCGAUGCAGCGAUGACCCAGUGCGACAUGCUGGAGGAAGAGAACUUCGCUUUACGUGACGACCUCGAUCACACAUACUUCAAACUCCCUCAUAAAGAUGGUCCUGAGGCUCGAUGUACCUCGCCAUUAGCCAAGGGCUAUUUGCAGUUUUUCGAGAAUGGCACCCUUUCUUCGAAAUAUGCAUACGCGAAAGAGGCUUUGGAGAUGAACGCGUCAUGUUCGUACUGGAUCAGCGCCCGCGACCGAAUCAUGUCUCAGAUGGUGGUGUACGAGAGCGAGAACCGUGACACCUCCGCCGAGGAGGACGGCCUCGGAUACAUACUUCCCCAAGUGAUUCCGAUGGGAACCAUUACUCGUCGCGCUGUUGAGAACACUUGGCUUACGGCUUCUAAUGCGAAGAAGAAUCGCGUUGGCUCCGAGCUCAAAAGCAUGAUUACGGCACCCCAAGGAUAUUCCUUUGUCGGUGCUGACGUCGACAGCCAAGAGCUCUGGAUCGCAUCUCUCGUCGGAGAUGCCAGCUUCAAGAUUCAUGGCGGAAACGCUAUAGGAUUCAUGACGCUGGAAGGCACCAAAGCUGCUGGGACCGACUUGCACUCGCGGACUGCAAAGAUAUUGGGCAUCUCACGGAACGAUGCCAAGAUCUUCAAUUACGGUCGCAUCUAUGGGGCAGGCUUGAAGUUCGCACAAUCCCUACUCAGACAAUUCAAUCCAAGCCUGUCCGAAGAGAAAGCCAAAGAGAUCGCGACGAACCUGUACCAGGAGACUAAAGGCACCAAAUCAAAGAGCAAGCACAUUCGCGACCGACAAUUCUGGCGUGGUGGUACUGAGUCGCUGGUCUUCAACAAGCUUGAGGAUUUUGCAGAACAAGAACGUCCUCGCACUCCCGUCCUCGGCGCUGGUAUCACGGAAGCUUUGAUGCGUCGUUUUAUCAGCAAAGGAGGUUUCAUGACCAGUCGCAUCAACUGGGCCAUUCAGUCUUCCGGCGUUGACUAUCUGCACCUGCUCAUCGUCAGCAUGGAGUAUCUCUGCAAGCGAUACAACAUCGAUGCACGCUUGGCUUUGACAGUGCAUGAUGAAAUUCGCUACCUUGCAAAGGAUGAAGACAAAUACCGUACCGCCAUGGCAUUGCAGGUCGCUAAUGUCUGGACACGAGCAAUGUUCAGCCAACAGAUGGGCAUUGACGACCUGCCGCAAAGCUGCGCCUAUUUCAGCGCCGUAGAUAUUGACCACGUCCUGCGCAAAGAAGUCGACAUGGACUGUGUGACACCAAGCCACCCGACCUCAAUUCCACCAGGUGAAAGUCUGGACAUCAUGCAGCUGCUCGACAAGGGAACACAAGCAUAUCUGGAUCCUGCCGUGGUACCCAGGAUAGCACCUCAACCAGAUUGUUACGAAUAUACGUACCGAGCACCGGUCAUGGAGAGCUUGUCGAAUCAGAACGCCAUGCAAUACUUGCAAGCUCAAGUGGCCUCGUCCGCUGCGGAGCUCAACAAGAUUGUUCGGGAGGCCAAAGGUAUUACAUCCAACACUGGACUCGUGCUCACAGCAUUCCAAAUUGUCGUUCGAGGUCCAGAAGAACACUGCGAGAGCAAAGCUCGCUGUUAA
Molecule: messenger RNA, 3201 nt
Organism: Pseudocercospora fijiensis CIRAD86
Lineage: Eukaryota; Fungi; Ascomycota; Dothideomycetes; Mycosphaerellales; Mycosphaerellaceae
Exons: 3
Coding region: 1-3201 (1066 amino acids)
Biological process (GO): mitochondrial DNA replication
Cellular component (GO): gamma DNA polymerase complex; mitochondrion
Molecular function (GO): 3'-5' exonuclease activity; DNA binding; DNA-directed DNA polymerase activity
Source: RefSeq, a predicted model, not a curated record